Messenger RNA from Manis pentadactyla (Chinese pangolin), 1193 nucleotides. It is a transcript of the gene NRTN, whose product is annotated as neurturin. The transcript has 3 exons. Bases 437 to 1030 code for a protein of 197 amino acids. NCBI's taxonomy places the organism in Eukaryota, Metazoa, Chordata, Mammalia, Pholidota, Manidae. Gene Ontology annotation, molecular function: glial cell-derived neurotrophic factor receptor binding; receptor tyrosine kinase binding; growth factor activity. The record is from RefSeq and is a predicted model, not a curated record.
CCGAGCCGUGCGCGGCGGGAGCGGCGCAGGCAGCAGGAGAGCGCGCCGUGGAGCCGCUCCGAGCGCCCGGGGCCCCUCGCGCCGCCGCCCCGGAUCCCCGCGCCGCGCGCCGAGGCCGUCUGCGCCGUCCGUGCGCCGCGCGCUGCGCGCCCUCCGAGCCGCCGUCCGUCCAGGGCGCCCCCAGCCCCUGCCCCCGCCCCCGCCCGGCCGGGAUGGCCGCCGCUCGCGGCUGAGCGAGUCCGGGGAGGGGGGCCCCAUGGGCCGGCACGCGCCGCGCCCCCCCCGCGGCCGCCCCCUCCGGCCCGGGUCCCCCCGGGCGCCGCGGGUCCAGGCGGCCCGGAUGGCGGUCGCGGCGGCAGGGGCCGGGGCCGGGGCCGGCGCGGGCGGCAGGCGCGGCCACCACUGACGGGGAGUCGGCCGCCAGAGCAGGCGGAGGAUGCAGCGCUGGAAGGCGGCGGCCUUGGUCUCGGUGUUCUGCAGCUCCGUGCUCUCCAUCUGGAUGUGUCGGGACGGCCUGCUCCUCAGCCACCGCCUUGGACCCGCGCUGGCCCCCCUGCGCCGGCCGCCUCGCACCCUGGACGCCCGGAUCGCCCGCUUGGCCCAGUACCGUGCACUGCUGCAGGGCGCCCCGGACGCGGUGGAGCUGCGUGAGCUGACACCCUGGGCCGGGCGGUUCCCUGGUCCGCGCCGUCGAGCGGGGUCCCGGCGGCGGCGCGCGCGUGCGCGCUCGGGCACGCGGCCGUGUGGGCUGCGCGAGCUUGAGGUGCGCGUGAGUGAGCUGGGCCUGGGCUACGCAUCAGACGAGACGGUGCUGUUCCGCUACUGCGCAGGCGCUUGUGAGGCGGCCGCGCGCAUCUACGACCUGGGGCUGCGGCGCCUGCGCCAGCGGCGGCGCGUGCGGCGGGAGCGGGUACGCGCGCAGCCCUGCUGCCGCCCGACGGCCUACGAGGACGAGGUGUCCUUCCUGGACGCCCACAGCCGCUACCACACGGUGCGCGAGCUGUCGGCGCGCGAGUGCGCCUGCGUGUGACACUACCUCAGCGGCCCGGCGGGACGGCGGCUACGCUCCAGCCCCGACGGCGUCCACCGUCCCGCCUGGCAAGACCCCCAGCAGACUGCUCAUGCGCAGGAGAUGUAGUCGAGGCCUCGGGGCUCUCGCGAUAACUGUACUGAGAUAAAGUGUGGAAAACCGA